Molecule: messenger RNA, 2405 nt
Organism: Leptomonas pyrrhocoris
Lineage: Eukaryota; Euglenozoa; Kinetoplastea; Trypanosomatida; Trypanosomatidae
Product: putative Atp-dependent RNA helicase
Exons: 1
Coding region: 111-2405 (764 amino acids)
Molecular function (GO): ATP binding; nucleic acid binding; RNA helicase activity
Source: RefSeq, a predicted model, not a curated record
GUGCACAAAAAAUUUCGCUCUCGUCUUCUCUCACUCGCUCCUGUUUUACGCCGCUCCCUCUGCAGCGGUGCUGCGAGCUGACUUCUCUCGUCAACGCGUCCACAGGCUUUAUGCGAGGCCGCGGGCGUUCUUCUGGAGGUCGCGGUGCUGCGCGCGGCGGCCGCGGUGGCCGCGGUGGCCGAGGGGCUCGACCCACCCAUUCCACACGAACUCCUGCUGUUGCCGCUGCCGCCGCCCCCGCUGCUGAUGAACUCGUCGAGGACACGACAUCGUUUUUUAGCGGACUCACAGGAGCACGGGCGCGCAGCAGCGCCGCAUCAAGUUCCGUCGCCGCCCCUGCCGCCGCUAGUGUUCUUUCUUCCGCCCUGCCGGCAGACAAGGACGAGUCCGCCGCACUGCGACGACAUCCCGCCGCGACGGCCGUCGAAGGCAGCGAGCAGACGCAGGAGAAGGUGAUGUGGUUGGAGCUGGGGCUGUGCAAGGCGCUCGUGCGGGCCGUCUCGCACCUCGGCUACAUCGCCCCGACACCGGUGCAGGCGGAGGCGAUACCUGCCGUGCUGCGCGGCGUAGACGUGUGUGCGCGGGCCGUCACCGGCUCCGGCAAAACCGCCGCCUUUCUGUUGCCGCUCGCGCAUUUGCUGCUGACGCGGCCCCCGCAAAAGGCGACGGUGAUGAACAGCCACCGCCGCUUUAUUCGGGCCGUCGUCCUGCUGCCGACGCGGGAGCUGGGUGUGCAGUGCAAAGAAAUGCUCGGCCAGCUGCUACAGUUCACGACGGGCCUCACCCUCGCUCUGGCCAUUGGCGGUGUGGCACCGGCGGCGCAGGAGGCCGCGCUGGACGCCGUGCCGGACAUUCUAAUCGCCACGCCCGGCCGCCUGGUCGACUACAUCCACAACUACAAGGGCGGCGCUGGGCUGGACCUGACCGGGGUGGAGGUGGUGGUCUUUGAUGAAUGCGACAAGAUGCUCACGGUGACGCUGCAGGAUCAAGUCUUGGAUGUGCUGGAGCACGUGCCGGAGGAGACGCGACAGGUAUUGAUGUUCUCCGCGACCAUGACGGAGGAGGUGGAUGCGUUUGCAAAGGAACACCUCUUCAAGCCGGUGAACAUCGACGUCGGCCACGUCGCCCUGCAGUCACAGCUGCGGCAGCAAUUCGUGCGCGUCCGCACCACCGCCCCCGCAGCGAAGACGGCCGACGGCGACGACGGCACCGACGGCUCUGCGGCGGUGACCGGAAAGGACGGAGAGACGCCGCGCGAGAAGCGACUGCGUGCGAAGCGACGUCGCGAGGCGGCCCGCGGCGAGCGCGACGACGGCGGCGACGGCGGCGAGGCGGCGCACCGGGCUGAAGACGAGGAGGAGCACAUCGCCAAAGCCAAGACGCGCUACGUCGUGGUGCUGUGCCAAAACUUCCUGAAGGACAAGACCAUCAUCUUCUGCCGCUACCGCACCACCGCGCACCGCCUCGCGCUCGUCUUCAACGCGCUCGGGCUGCCAGCGGCGGAGAUCCAAGGCAACCAGCUGCAGGAGGAGCGCUUCAACGCAUUGGAGAAGUUCGCGCGCGAUGCGGUGCGCUACCUCAUCACCACCGAUGUGGCCUCGCGCGGGCUCGAUAUCGAGGGCGUUGCGACGGUGCUGAACUAUGACCUGCCCCCCACGCUGACGGCGUACAUCCACCGCGUCGGGCGCACCGCACGCAUCGGCCAAACCGGUACCGCCGUCUCCCUCGUGCACGAGGUGGAGGACGCGGACAUCAUGCGGAAGAUUCUCUCCGUCAGCGGCGCCGUGAACGGCCACCAGGUGGCCACCGUGAAGCGCCGCGACGUGCCGGAUGCGCUACUGGCCAAGGCAGCGAGGGAUGUGGAUGCGAUAUUCCCAGACAUCCGCGCGCAGCUUGCGGCGGAGCAGCUGGAGGAGAAGAUCGCGCAGGCGGAAAAGCGCUACGGCGCUACCGGCGACGGCUUCCUCAGCGAAGUCACCACGAAGGCGAAACGAGAGUGGUGUCUCAGCCGCGAGGAGCGCCGGAAGCGGGAGGCGGAGGCGCGCCGCCUCUACGAGAAGGAGGCGGAGGUGACGAUCAACCACUUCCAGAACGCGCUGUCGAACCUCGAGCGCGAGGAGUCGGACAUUCUGCACCGUCAGAAGAAAAUACGCCGCGUGGAGCGGGAGAAGAAGGCGCGGGAGACGGAGAAGGUCAAGGCACGCGCGCGGGAGCUGCGCAAGAAGGGCGAGAAGAAGGUUCAGGCGGGUGUGGUGAAGAAGCUGAAGCAGCGGAAGAUCCGCACGGCGGCGAAGGAGCGACGGGCGGCGUCGCGUGCGGAGAAGGGCGUCGCACCGUACAAGCAUGGCAACGGCAAGCCGCGCCACAAGAAGUCGCGCCACAUGAAACGGGUUAAGAAGCACUAA